Molecule: messenger RNA, 501 nt
Organism: Corvus hawaiiensis (hawaiian crow)
Lineage: Eukaryota; Metazoa; Chordata; Aves; Passeriformes; Corvidae
Gene: CDC26
Product: cell division cycle 26
Exons: 2
Coding region: 71-331 (86 amino acids)
Biological process (GO): anaphase-promoting complex-dependent catabolic process; protein K11-linked ubiquitination; regulation of mitotic cell cycle
Cellular component (GO): anaphase-promoting complex
Source: RefSeq, a predicted model, not a curated record
CGGGGCGGGCGGGGCCCGCUGAGGGCGGGAGCGCUCGGGCCUGGCGCGGGUCGCGGUGUCCCCGGUCGCGAUGCUCCGUCGGAAGCCGACGCGGCUGGAGCUGAAGCUGGACGACAUCGAGGAGUUCGAGAGCGUCCGGAAGGAGCUGGAGAGCCGCAGGAAGCAGCGGGACGAGGCGGAGGCAGCGGCGGGCGGCGAGGAGGCGGCGGCGAUCGGAGCGCUGGGCACGGAGCACAAGAGCCGCGAGCAGCUCAUCAAUGACCGCAUCGGGUACAAGCCGCAGCCCAAGGCCGGCGGCCGCACCGCGCACUUCGGCACCUUCGAGUUCUGACGGGGCUGCCCCGGGACCCCGCCAGCCCCGGCCCCGCUCAGCCGGACGGGCCUCGCCGCUCCGCCUUUGAGCUGUUACAGUUUUGGUUUUUAAGCUUGGUUAACAUGCCCGUGAACGCCCCUUGGCCGAGUGUUUUGGUUUAAAUAAAUACUUUUUUUUUUUUUUUUUUU